AUGUCCCAAACAUACCCCCGCCCCGACUUCCUCCGCAAAUCCCUAACCUGGACCUCCCUCAACGGCCCCUGGUCCUUCACCUUCGACGACACCAACACCGGCCUCUCCCAGAACUGGCCCUCCACAGGCCUUCCAUCCCAAUCCACCAAAAUAACCGUCCCCUACGCCUUCCAAACCCCCGCCUCAGGAAUAAACCUCCAAGAAGCCCACGAAGUCAUCUGGUACGAGCGACGCAUCAAAGACAUCCGCACCGAGCGCGACCGCGCAGCACGGAACCGCCUCCUCCUCCGCUUCGGGGCAGUCGACUACGAGUCUGAAGUCUGGGUGGAUGGGGUUACUGUCACGAAGCACAGGGGCGGAUAUGUACCCUUUGAUGUAGAUAUUUCGGAUUCGAUAUCUGCGCCCGGUGGUGAGGCUCGCGUGACGCUGCGUGUUCGCGACUCGCCGACGGAUCUUACCCAGCCCCGUGGGAAGCAGUACUGGGGGCCUGUGCCGGAGAGUAUCUUCUAUACGCCGACGAGUGGGAUCUGGCAGAAUGUUUGGCUUGAGGUUGUCCCUAGUGUGAGGAUUGGGGAUAGCAGUGCGGGGACGGUGUUGAGGGGGGAUGAUGUCGAGAGUGGGAAGCUUAGGGGGCAGAUUGCGAUUUCUGGAGUGCCAGCUAGUGGUGGAUCUACUGUUUCUGUCACCACUUCGUUGUCUGGGACUGUUGUUGGGAAGACAAAGGUCGAUAUUCCGGUUAACCAGGGAUCAGGGGCCUUUGAGGUGGAUGUGCGUGUUGCUGAGGGUGCAGUCCCGAAAGAAGGGAUUUUUUCUGGUGACGGGGUGUGGCAUAAUGGCGUCGCACUGUGGGCGCCUGAUCAUCCGGUCCUAUAUGAUGUCGUUCUGCAACUGGCUGGUCCAGAUGGAACUGUACUUGACGAGGUGCAGACCACUGCUGGUAUGCGAAGCGUGACGUGGGAGAAUGGGGAUGGGACAUUCCGACUAAACGGCAAGCCGUACUUCCAGAUGCUCUGUCUGGACCAGGGAUACUGGCCCGAGACGGGCCUUACGCCUCCCUCAGCAGAGGCAUUGAAGGAGGACAUUAUCCUCGCGAAGAACAUGGGCCUGAACGGGUGUAGAAAGCACCAGAAGGUCGAAGACCCGGCGUUCCUUUACUACGCGGACCGACUUGGGUACCUCGUAUGGGGUGAGAUCGCGAAUGCGUAUGAAUUCAGUGCAGAAUACGUCGACAGGUUCAACGACGAGUGGGCGCAGGUCGUCCAGCGCGAUCGAAACCAUCCAUGUAUUGUUGUCUGGACCCCAGUGAACGAGAGCUGGGCAUACAAGAACCUGAAGGACAACGCGCAGGAACGGAGCCAUAUUCGGUCGCUCUACAAGACCACAAAAUCCCUCGAUCCCUCGCGCCCUAUCAACGACAACUGCGGCUGGGAACACGUCCAGACAGACCUGACAACAUACCACGACUACAGCGACUCCGCAGAACUCGCAAACAUCUGCUCCAAGAUGGAAGGCGGCAUCCUGGCUCGCAAGCUGAACGGCGAGAUGUUCCUGGAUCCAAUCACCCAAGGAUCCAGCGUCAUCGAUCCCGGCUCGAAACACAAGCCCGGCGCCCCGGUGAUCUGCUCGGAAAUGGGCGGCGUCAAUAUCGCUCCGGCAAAGGGGGCUCAGGCGUCCGACCGGGAUUGGGGAUACACGACUGCAGCUGAUCCGAAUGAUCUGCUUGCGCGGUUGGAGAAGUUGUUCAUGGCUGUGGUGGAGGGUGGGCAUUCGUGCGGAUUUGUUUACACCCAGCUCUCCGAUAUUGAACAGGAAGUCAACGGGCUUUACUCGUAUGACCGGAGGGAGAAGGUUCCUGCGGCCAGAGUCAAGGCGCUCAUGGAUGCUGCUGCGCAGUAUUACUACAAGAAUGUUGCGCCUGCAUCUUAA
Messenger RNA from Aspergillus versicolor CBS 583.65, 1926 nucleotides. RefSeq names its product glycoside hydrolase family 2 protein. Gene Ontology annotation, biological process: carbohydrate metabolic process. NCBI's taxonomy places the organism in Eukaryota, Fungi, Ascomycota, Eurotiomycetes, Eurotiales, Aspergillaceae. The transcript has 3 exons. The record is from RefSeq and is a predicted model, not a curated record. The coding region runs from base 1 to 1926 and encodes 641 amino acids. Gene Ontology annotation, molecular function: hydrolase activity, hydrolyzing O-glycosyl compounds.